UCUUCGGUCUCCCUCGCCCCUUCUCCAGUGUCUCUAGCCUCCAGCGUCUCUCUGCUCUUUCAACUCUGAGCUCCGCCGAGUGAGCUACAAGCUGAGACCUAGAGGAGGUGGCAGGGGAGGAGAUCUGCUUGGAGCGCAGAGCUCGCCUUCGGGGAAAACCCCACUCCCUGUGCUGGAAACAGUGAUCUAGAGGCAAGAGUCACAAGAAGCUGCCAAGCGACGGAGGCGGCAGCAGCCAGAGGGCAUCUUCCAGGAUCUGCCUCCUCCAAAUACCGGAGCAGAACACAAGGGAUUUGUUGGAUUUCUCCAAAGUGGUGUGGGAGUCUUGUAAGGGUCUCCAUUUGGGCAGUUCCUUUAGCUGUUGUGGCUUUCUUUCUGUCUUUCCACCCUUUCUCUGGAAGCAGUGUUAGCAGAGUGGAGUGACUGGAUCCGUAUGGGCUAAGGGGGAAGGGAUAGCAUGACGUAUGGGACACAAACGAAACCCAGACGGUUGGAAAAAAGACUAGGGAAGCGUCCCGGUCCCAAUCUCCCGAACCCUCUUCACAUUUAUGACUCCGAAAGCUGGACCGGUCCCUCCAGCGCCCUGGAGACGGUCUGGGAUGCUUGCGAUGUCCGGGAAAGGAAAUUGAUGGUGCCCUUCAGUUCCUCUGGAAUGAGUUUGCUUUGACUUCCCUUCCCCCAAUCCCCACUGUUUCCUGGGACACUUCCAUCCUGACCUGCCUAAGAAAGAAUUGCCAUGCACCAGGAAGAGAAAAGAAAAAAAGGAAAAAUAGCUACCUUGUUGAAAGAGAUUCUUUGUCUCUCAUUUGGCUGGUUGGCUUCAUGAUGGGCAGAGGAGAGAUUCCCAGGUGACUGAAGAGAGAAAAAAAUGUUAGGUUUCACAGGUUGUAAUGCAAUGAUCAGAUAACUUUAAUAAAAGAAGGCAUGAAAAAUGCAUGAUUUUGUCAUAAUAUAUUGACAACAAACCUUCAGACAGCAGUCAACAAAGGCCAGAAAACCUGCAAUUAUGCCAACUACGAAGGACUUGUGAAAAUUGUUCAGUGCUGUUUGUUUCCCUAAAAGUGGGAGAAGAUAGAUUUCAAGGCAUGGAGGCUAUAAAAUCAGGAAGGAAAGGAGCAGUAAUUCUAACCACCAAGUUCACUGUAGGAAAUUCAAUACUUUCCUUGAAUCUAUAAAAAAGGAAAAAAAUCAUAUUCACAUCAUUAGUGUGAUAAUGACUUCAAAAUUGUAUUUUGGAACACUUUUAUUAUUUUAUUUUUUAAAAAGUAUGUGCUUUUAACUAGUGAUAUAAACUCAAGUCUUGUGGUACAGAGGAAAUGAUCAACUCUUUACAUAUGUUGUGGCAAGAUUUACUGGCUUUAAGGUUCCUUGAGUUUUAGUGGUGAUAUUUGUGUCGGGCACACAGAUAGAGAAUGUAAGUUCUCACUUCUCCAGACUUCACUUAUUUUGGGUGAGUUUUACAUCAGCUGAAUCUCACAGUAGAAGAUUUACGUGUUUUUUUAACAAGGCCUUAAAUGUACAUUUUUAUAGUCAGUAGAUGAGUCAAUGUAAUGAGCAAUAUGCUUGACAUGUAUGCCUGAAGGAAAGGAACUGCCUAAUGGAUCAUGGCGCUAAUGUUUACAAGACAUUUCGUAUUUCUGUUAGUGUUAGUGAUGUUUGUUCACUCCAGUUUUGAAGAAUCUAUAAGCAAUUAUUCUGAAUGGGCUGGUUUUGCAGAUGAUAUUGAUCAAUAUAAGACACAGCAAGUUCAAGAUUUCAAUUACAACCAAAAACUGAAAAAAGGGAGUUUCCAUCCAAGUUUAUAUUUUGAUGCUAGAGACAUCCAAGCACUGAGGCAAAAGUCUCGCACAAGCCAUUUGCAUCUUUUUAGAGUUAUCAGAAGUGCAGUUACAGUGAUGCUGUCCAACCCAACAUACUACCUACCUCCACCCAAGCAUGCUGAUUUUGCUGCAAAGUGGAAUGAAAUUUAUGGUAAUAAUCUCCCUCCCCUAGCAUUUUAUUGUUUGCUGUGCCCAGAUGACAAAGCUGCCUUUGAAUUUGUCUUAGAAUACAUGGAUAGGAUGGCUGGCUACAAAGACUGGCUAGUUGAGAAUGCGCCAGGGGACGAGGUACCACUUGGCCACUCUUUAACAGGUUUUGCCACUGCCUUUGACUUCUUAUACAACUCAAUUGAUAAUCACAGAAGACAAAAGUACCUGGAAAAGAUAUGGGCUGUCACUGAGGAAAUGUAUGAAUACUCUAAGGUUCGCGCAUGGGGAAAACAACUUCUCCACAACCACCAAGCCACAAAUAUGUUGGCACUACUCACUGGCGCCCUGGUGACUGGAGUGGAUAAAGGAUCUCAAGCAAAUAUAUGGAAACAGGUGGUAGUGGAUGUGAUGGAAAAGACCAUGUUUCUACUCAAUCAUAUUGUGGAUGGCUCUUUGGAUGAAGGUGUAGCCUAUGGAAGUUAUACUGCGAAGUCUGUCACACAGUAUGUUUUCCUGGCCCAGCGUCACUUUAAUAUCAAUAAUCUUGAGAACAACUGGUUAAAAAUGCACUUUUGGUUUUAUUUUGCUACACUCUUACCAGGUUUUCAGAGAACAGUGGGUAUAGCAGAUUCCAACUACAACUGGUUUUAUGGGCCAGAGAGCCAGCUAGUAUUCUUGGACAAGUUCGUGUUAAAGAGUGGAGCUGGCAAUUGGCUAGCUCAGCAAAUUAGAAAGCACCGUCCUAAAGAUGGUCCAAUGGUUCCUUCCACUGCCCAGCGGUGGAGUACUCUUCACACUGAAUAUAUCUGGUAUGAUCCAGAGCUAACUCCACAACCUCCUGCUGACUAUGGUACUGCUAAAUUGCAUGUAUUCCCUAACUGGGGGGUAGUCACUUAUGGGGCUGGCCUGCCGAACACACAAACCAACACUUUUGUGUCUUUUAAAUCUGGGAAACUGGGUGGCCGAGCAGUCUAUGAUAUAGUUCACUUUCAGCCAUAUUCCUGGAUUGAUGGUUGGCGAAGCUUCAACCCAGGUCAUGAACACCCUGACCAAAACUCUUUUACUUUUGCUCCAAAUGGGCAGGUGUUUGUUUCUGAAGCCCUCUAUGGGCCCAAAUUAAGCCACCUCAAUAAUGUUCUUGUGUUUGCCCCAUCACCCUCAAGCCAGUGCAAUCAACCUUGGGAGGGCCAGCUUGGAGAAUGUGCGCAGUGGCUCAGGUGGGCAGGUGAAGAAGUUGGUGAUGCUUCUGGAGAAAUUAUAACAGCCUCCCAGCAAGGGGAAAUGAUGUUUGUGAGUGGGGAGGCUGUGGCUUCUUAUUCUUCUGCAAUGAAACUGAAAAGUGUGUAUCGUGCUUUGCUUCUCUUAAACUCCCAAACCUUACUCGUUGUAGAUCACAUCGAGAAGGAAGAGGAAUCUCCAAUUAAUUCCGUCAGUGCCUUUUUUCAUAAUCUGGAUAUUGAUUUUAAAUAUGUCCCAUACAAGUUUAUGAACCAGUAUAAUGGAGCCAUGAUGGAUGUCUGGGAUGCCCAUUAUAAAAUGUUUUGGUUUGAUGAUCAUGGCAAUAGCCCCAUAGCAACAAUACAGGAAGCUGAACAAGCUGCUGAGUUCAAGAAACGGUGGACUCAGUAUGUGAAUGUAACAUUUCAGAUGGAAACCACCAUAAGCCGAAUUGCUUAUGUAUUUCAUGGACCCUAUGUCAAUGUUUCCAACUGUAGAUUUAUUGAUAAUUCUAAAUCUGGACUUCAGAUUUCACUAAAUGUCAACAAUAGUGACCAUGUUGUUUCCAUUGUAACAGAUUACCGAAAUCUCAAGAUCCGAUUCAAUUAUCUAGGAUUUGGUGGCUUUGCUAAUGUAGCAGAUCGAGACCAAAUUACCCAUUUUGGUUUAGGCACUGAAACUAGAGAACUACCAAUAAGGAAUAAUAAUGUUGCUUUCCCCUUUGGUUUUAAAAUCAAUAUGAUAGUGGGUUUGAUUUUGGGUGUGAGUUUGAUGAUUUUAGCUUUUCAGUGGAGAUUUUACCUUUCAUUUAGUAAACUAAUGCGUUGGAUCCUAGUCAUGGUUAUAACGUUGUGGUUCAUUGAAUUGCUGGAUGUGUGGAGUACUUGCACACAGCCUAUCUGUGCCAAAUGGAGCAGUGACAUGAUGAGCACAGAGGCCAAGACAAGCAAAAGAGCCAAGCACUCUGAAGGACACCCCGUUGCUCUGCCAGAUGUUGUCAUUACCUCACUCCCUAGUUCAGGAGCUGAAAUCCUAAAGCAGCUCUUUUUCAACAGCACUGACUUUCUGUACAUUAGAGUCCCUACAACCUACCUUGAUAUCCCUGAGACUGAAUUUGAAAUAGACUCAUUUGUAGAUGCCUGUGAAUGGAGUAUGUCAGAUAUCCAGGGUGGUCAUUUCCGUUUGCUCAGAGGCUGGCUUCAAUCUCUAGUCCGGGACACAAAACUGCAUUUACAAAACAUUCAUCUGCAUGAACCCAGUAGAAGUAAACUAACUCAGUACUCCACAAUUAACAAAGACAAAAAAAGAAAAUUAAAAAGGAGAGAGUCUUUGCUGGAACAAAGAAGUAGAAUCAAAGGCACUUUAGACAGAGAUGCUGAAUACAUUAGAGACCUAAGGAGACACCUUGUCUUUUACCCAAGUGCACGUCCUGUACUCAGUUUAAGCAGUGGAAGCUGGACAUUAAAGCUUCAUUUCUUUCAAGAAGUUAUAGGGCCUUCCAUGAGGGCAUUGUAUAUUGUAAGGGACCCUCGGGCAUGGAUCCACUCAAUGCUGUACAAUAGCAAACCAAGCCUUUAUUCCUUAAAGAAUGUACCUGAGCACUUAGCUAUGCUAUUUAAGGUACAAAGACACAAAGACAAAUGCAACUUGAAUUCAGGCUAUGCUUUUGAAUAUGAGUCAUUGAGGAAAGAGCUAUCUGAUCCCAAAUCAAAUCCAGUGUCCUUACUGGCUCAUUUGUGGCUAGCAAACACAGCUGCAGCACUGAGAAUCAAUAAGGAUUUGCUGCCAACCAAUUAUCAGCUGGUCAGAUUUGAAGAUAUUGUGAAUUUCCCACAGAAGACAACUGAAAGGAUUUUUGCCUUUCUUGGUAUUCCUUUAUCUCCUGCUAGUUUAAACCAAAUAUUGUUUGCUACUUCCACAAACCUUUUCUAUCUUCCUUAUGAAGGGGAAAUAUCACCAACUAAUAUUAAUAUUUGGAAACAAAACAUGCCUACUGAGGAAAUUAAGCUGAUUGAGGACAUCUGCUGGACGAUAAUGGAUCUUCUAGGAUAUCCAAAGUUUACGGACUGAAUGCUGCAGGUCGGCAGUCAUUUGCACUAAUGAUUUCCAACCCAAUUUGUGGAUAAGAAUUAGAAGAGUUUGUUUAUUCUUGUAAAAUGUGUGUGUGUAUAGUCUGUUACUUGCACAGAGAGAUUAUUUUAAAAACAGACACCAUAUUUGGCCUCACAGGAUUUAUUUUGACUUUAAAAC
Messenger RNA from Trichosurus vulpecula (common brushtail), 5438 nucleotides. It is a transcript of the gene DSEL, whose product is annotated as dermatan sulfate epimerase like. Gene Ontology annotation, molecular function: chondroitin-glucuronate 5-epimerase activity; sulfotransferase activity. The record is from RefSeq and is a predicted model, not a curated record. The transcript is spliced from 2 exons. Bases 1605 to 5258 code for a protein of 1217 amino acids. NCBI's taxonomy places the organism in Eukaryota, Metazoa, Chordata, Mammalia, Diprotodontia, Phalangeridae.